CUUGUCUGAUCCGUUAAUCUGAAUGUCUUCGUGCUCGAAUCUUGGGGUCCAUCUCGCACGCUUGGCUCGUGUGGUGCCCUGGCACAUGUGCCGCAAAAAUGCCAAGAGAAGGUGACACAGGCAUGACACCACACACACAUAGCUCGCAUGGACAAGACUCAUCUGGACUAGGUAGACGCCACGCACUGUCCACAGGCCUGUCUGCAGAGAGAGGGAUGGAUCGCCUCAUAGGCACACGACACACGAAUGGGGUGGCUGCAAACGACGCACACGCAUCGAUCGCACCCUUGCUUGCACCAAUCAAUCAACCAAGGACUACGUGACCACAGACAGUCGGUCGAGAAAUGACCAACUAGAAAUCGAACGACCGACCGACCAUUUGGCUCGCCGAGUGGCUGCCUGCCUGCCUGCCUGGCUGGCUGGGGUUCGUUCGUUGGUUCCUUCGACAAAACAGCCAGUCAGUCAGCACAGGGAAACUUCAAGCCAGUCAGUCGGUGCGACGUGAGUGAUAUAUAUGAGAUGUUAUGUGAGAUACGAUACAGAUGGGAUGGCUGGAAGGGACGGGAGGGGAAAAAGACUGACUGCUCUUUCUUAUCUUAAACACUUGUGACACGCACAGACAGACAGAUGCAUCCAUCUCAUGAGCACAACAAACUCACAACACGUGUGUGUCUCAGUCAGUCAGGACUACCUACCUUACCAACCAGUCAACCAACCAACCAACCAAACCAACCAACGGGAAAGACUCACUUGAUAGGCGGACGGGGGAGGGAGGGAGGGAGAUCAGCCAGACAGACAGAGAACCCACCGUCGCACACGCGGAAGGAGUGGUUUGGUGUUGUCAGGCGGUCACUCAGUCAGUUAGACAUACAGAGGAACAGACGGACGUACGUGCGCACGCAUACCCAUGGCAAAAAGAGUCCGCUCACACACACACACGACACACGACGGCAACGCGUCACUUCUCAACCCGCAUCAGACAGACUAGACACACACACACACACGCACACACGCAGAGGCAGCAAACUUCCCCGCUUACACCUUUCUGUGUCUCCCCCUCCCUCCGUCCCUCCGUCCCUCCCUCCCUCCGUCCCUCCCUCACUCCGUCCCUCUCUGCGCCCCGCCCAUGGUCAACUACCUACCCCUCGUGCUGCUCAUCAUCGUCCAUGGCCCCCUCAGUAUCCCCCUGCGGUGCCGUCCCCAGAGCGAACCCCAUCCCACCGUGGCCGGCGUACUGAGGGCUCAACGGCGCCUGCUGGGGCGCCUGGGGCUGCGGCUGCCCGUGGGCCGGUGGUCUGUAGCCAGCAGUGGUAGUGGAGAUGCCCUGCUGCUGCUGCUGCUGACUGGACAUCUUCAUUUGCAUGGCCAGCUGCUCCAUGAACCUCAUCUGCUGAGGUGCCAGGUUGACCUGAGGGGGGGUGCUGGUGGCCAGCUGGGAGAAGGGGCUGGCAGGGGCCUCUGGCGGCUGCUGCUGCUGCGGCUGCGGGAGGUGGUCAGGGGAGGGGGCGGCGACGCUUUGCGGGAGUGGCAUCGACUGCGACAGCAACGAUGGCACGCCAGGCUCCUCCUUGACCCAGGGAUAGGUGCUGCCCAUCUCGUGCAUCGACUCCUGCUUCCUCUUGUUGCCCCACCCCCCGACCCCGUCGACACCCACACCCACACCCACACCCAUGCCCAGCCCCCAGCCCCCCUGGUUGGCCUCCUGGUUGACCGUCGGGGGCGAGGAAAUGGCCAGGUUGCCGCCCCGCAACACGCCCCUGUGUGCCGUCAUGGCACGCCUACGCUGGGGCGACCGCACACCGGCGACGAACUCGUGCGGCUGUGGCCCGAAGGCGGGGGAGCCGAUGGUGGCGACGCCCCCACGGUUGACGAGCGGCCCGCUGCCACCGAACUCUGGUGGCAUGAGGCCCUCAGCAAAGCCUGGCGGGGACGCCGGGGGGAGGGGUGAGGCGAAGAGUGGGCCCGGCUGUGGGCUGAGGCCCGCACCGAAGCCUGGCGGGGAGAGCUCUGCUUGGGGGAUGGGCGAUGAUGGGAGGAGGGAGUGCUGUUGGUGGUCCCCUCCCCCUCCCCCUGCUCCCCCCGCCCCCCUCUGUUGGUGUGGGUUGGCCCGCUCGGCGCACCGCCGCAUGUGGUCCAGGUGCAGCUGCACAGCCUCCUCCCACAAACCGCAGAUAUACGCCAUCUUAAACAACUGCAAUCAAGCCAAACAUCAUCAGACACACCAACACAGCACAGAGGGAGGGAAGAAAGAACUGAUGGGAUGGUGCGCCUCUGCCGGACAGGCGCACGUGUGUGUGUGUGUGUGUGUGUGCUGUCUUUUCACCUGCGGCAGUGUGGCGUUUCGCAUCUCCCCGUACUUGAGACCAUGAUCGAGCAACGUCUGAUCCUGCACGCAACAUCAAUCAACAGACAGACCAGAGAGAGCGAGCAGCACACACUCCAAGGUGCUUCAGGAACUGGUAGCUGGAGUGCCGCCUGUCUGUCUGUCCCACCAUGAAGUCCUUGUUGAGCUCGUGGAACUCCCUGAGCCUCUUGAGCAGAGCCUUCCGGCCCUCACCGCCCAACUUCAAUGCUAUGCCCUCCCUGACCAACACACCCAAUGCGUGCAUGAGUGUGCAUCUGAAUGGUGCCGGCCAUGCCACGUGCUCGUCAUGUGUGUGUAUGGUUCGGACUCGUAUUCGAUGGUCUCUCGUGUGGUGCCCGAGGGGCUGCGUGUGAUGACCGCCGCCGGCUCACGCACCUGGCGCGUCUUGUUGCGCCGCCGCUGAGCCUGAACCCACACACAGCAUUCACACACACAGAGGUCAUGUCGCUGAGACAUGGAGUGGCUGGCGCACCGACCCUGAAGUGUCUCAUCUCAGCAUGGUGAGGGCUGAGUGGAAUGUAGCCCUUGUACUCCAGAUGAAGACGCACAGCCACUGGCCACAGUUCACUGAGGGAGAGAGGGAGAGAUAACAGGGAACGGUGUCCAGUGCGUUUUCCUUCCGCAUCAUUCCCUCUCCCCCCCUCCCUACCAGUCGACCGCCAGUCUAAGCAGCUCAAUGAUGGGGGUGUUCUGGUGCACCCGCUUCUCGACACCAUGACGCCCUGCACACACCAGACGAGACGAGACGACACCAGCCUGCCGUCUGACUCGUUCUCGUUCUGUCUUCUCUUCUGUCUGCCUCCUUCUCACGUGUGGCCUUGAUGUAGUUCCUCAGCAGCUCCCUGCCGGCAUCGCCGAGCGAGAAAGUGAUGCCGUCGUGGUACUGAGGAACCUGUCAGACAAGACACCAACCAAACCGUCACAUAGGCGGACAGCAGUCAUGCCCCAUCCCCCUGGCCUCUCUGCCCACUCACCACGCGCUGUGCGCUCAGCGGCAGGUCGUCGAGGGUCAACAUCUCCAGGGGCGCCUCGACGAUCGGUGGGGCCGCCAUGCCCCCAUUGCCGUCCGUCUCGCCGUAGACAGGGCCGCCAGCACCGCCCACAGUGGUGAGUUGGUAGUAGGAGGUCGGUGAGGGGAGUGGCUGGUAUGAGACGCCCGUGUAGGGCGGGUAGAGCUGCUGCAGCUGCUGGUGGUGGUGGUAGGGCGCCUGCUGCGUCGUGGCGCUACCGGUGCCGCUGCCGUCGUUGUCGGAGUCCUGCGACGACCGGUCGUCGCUCAUUAUCUCGCCCCGCUCCAACUUAACCAUCUGUCUUGGCAACCAACAGAUCCAAUCGGCACACACACACAUCCCUCCCUCCCUCCCUCCCUCCAUCACCUUGGUCCUGUUCUGCCCAGCUCACCGGUUGGAAGCCGUCCCUGGGGCUCCCUCCCUCGUAUGGUCCCGGUAUGGGCGUGUUGGGCGGGACCCUCCCCAUGCCGCCAUAUGGCGAGUAGAUUUCUGCCUUCACGUCAGCCUCCUGCGGCACCAAGGGCACGGCGGCCGGCGGCUGUGGGUGCGAGUCGAAUGACAUGGUCAGUGAUGGGGGCGGGGGGGCCAUCGAGGCAGUGGAGCUUCGCUGCGAUGCACCGCCAGGCAGGCCCACAGAACCCAUGUACGCGCCCAUCGGACCAAACAGCUUCCUGUCAUCCUGCAAACACACAUACAAGGCAAGGCAAGGCAAGGCAACGCAAGGCGACACGAACGACAGACACCAUUGACCCAGUUGUCAACACAGACACUCGCGCACAGACAUGCUCUCCCCUCCCCUCCCCCUUUUACCAGUGUGUUUUCCACGGGGAGUUUGUCAAGCAGCGCCUCUCCCGGCUCGCCGAUCAUGGAGAGGUCGUGGCCGCCAUUCUCCCCCUCCCCCUCAGCAGCCCCCUCCGGCGGCGGCGCCGAGGAGGGUCUGGGUGGGACGGCGAAUCCCUGCUCGCCCCACGAGUUGCUGGGCCGCAUGUAGUCGACCAUCAUGGCGCUGUCAGUGCCGAUGGGCACCGGGGGGAAGUCCAGCUGGGCGGCCGAGUGCUGGUGGGUGAGGAAGAGGCACGAGGAGAGAUGCGACUGGUGCCGCUGGAGCGAGGGGCGGUUGAGGGACGCCUCCAGCGAACUCGUGUUGAAUAGAAGACCCGCACCAGCCGUAUCCUGCACACACAGACAGACAGACAGACAGACAGACAGAGGAGGGAGGGGUAAAACAAACACGAUUUGAUCAGCAGGAACCAUCCAAUUGUUGUUUGUCGUCCCUCCCAUCCCUCCCUCAGUUCGUUCGAACCUACCUGUGACAUGAGUCUCUGCAGCUUCCGGACGGGCUGCUCGAUAGAGCUGUUGCGAUUGAGGAACAGAUCCCUUCCCCCCAGACUCAGCCCGCUCAUCCCCCCAGACAGCUGUCGCACCAAAGGGUCCUCAAACAUCGACACACCAGGGCCGUUGUACGCCGACGAUCCCGUGGGGAACGGCCGGCCGACGUCCUCCAUGUUGCUGUCGCCGCGCAACGCAGGCAUGGGCCCGAGCGCGUUGCUCGCCGCCGGGCUGGGGCGUGACGGCGUCCGCUCCAUCGAUGGCGGGUUUGUCUCGCCGAGGAGCAUGUCGUUGACAUGGCCUCCUCGGUCACCCUGCUGGGCCGCCCACGCAUAGCCGGCGAACGAGGAUGGGUCUCGCUGCAUGGAAGGGAGGGGCAGCGGGACCGAUGACGGCGGUGGGGGAGGUUCCAUGGGUGCGGCGGAGGACGGGGGGAGCUCCAUGGAGUCGGCCUCUGCCAGCUGGACGUGUUGGGCGUACUCGAAGGGGAGCUUGCUGUCAGCGCGUGAGGGGCUGCUGGGGUGCGCCAUGAUGAUAAUACAAUCGACUCGUGGGACACGCAGCCGACCACUCACUCAGUAACACCCAGUACCCUCCUGAGGAACACACGAAGCACAACAAACAGAAGGGACGGGCAGGAAAUGUCAUAGCGAAACAAGGACAGGCAGCCGCCUUCUCCUCCCACCUGAAUCUUCCUUCCACGUGGCUGUGCUGUGUGUGUCUGCAGCUCAAUCAGACGGUCACCCCCGCCGCUUGUUCGCGCCAGGCCACUGCUCUUCAGGAAUUCGGCGAUUCAUCAAGCAGGCGCUGCUCUCCCUGCUGCUGCCUGCCCUGAUGGGAAAACGGAAACGCGCAUCUUU
Molecule: messenger RNA, 5564 nt
Organism: Vitrella brassicaformis
Lineage: Eukaryota; Vitrellaceae
Source: the annotation of a GenBank genome assembly